Molecule: messenger RNA, 1216 nt
Organism: Helobdella robusta
Lineage: Eukaryota; Metazoa; Annelida; Clitellata; Rhynchobdellida; Glossiphoniidae
Exons: 8
Coding region: 172-1002 (276 amino acids)
Biological process (GO): proteasome-mediated ubiquitin-dependent protein catabolic process
Molecular function (GO): proteasome binding; endopeptidase inhibitor activity
Source: RefSeq, a predicted model, not a curated record
AACUUUUGUGCCACCGCAAAUAUUAGUUACGUAAUUGAAUUAAAUAAAAAACAAAUCGAAACAACAAUAACAAUUUAAUAAAAUCAAAAAUAUUUAAAAUAAUUUGUCUAAGUUAGAUUUACAUUUUCUAAAUUGAACUUUUGCGUUGCUUUUAACAAAGAAAAAUCAAAAAUGUCUCUUGAGAUUCUUUAUCACGCCAUUAAGAGCGAAAUAAAUUCGCACUUCACUGCGACGGUGGCCACGGUGCACUACCUGCUCAUCCAACAUGGCUUCAAAUGUGUGGCCCUCGGGGAGAAGCCCCCCGAGAAAGUUGACACUCGUCUGACUGAUUUGUUGCCACCAUCCUGGAAUGAAAACACGUACAAAUGCUCUCUGGUCUAUUGGAGUCCAUCACUGGAGUUCUAUCUCUUCCUCAAGAUCUUUCAUAUGAAGGAGUUUGCUCUUGUGCAUCUUCUGAAGAAUGAGAAUGUAUCAAUGAAGGACAUGGAUGUGCAGUACAGUGUGUACUUCAGUGAUGACUUCUCGUCAUUUCAGAGCUUGUUCCAGCGACCAAACGCGUUGUUGGAUGUGAUCGACACGCAGCUCAUCCGUCCGAGCCUCGUGCCGCUGAAGAAGGAGGUGGCCGUGCAGAACUUGGUGAAGCAGGAAGAGGAAGUGAUAAGCACACCUCAAACGACGUCUCGGCCUUCAAACUCAGCCACCGCUGUGUCCCUCCCUUGUGGAAGGUGUGACCUCGACCCUCUCUGCCCGUGCACCAGUGGGGGGGCUAGUGGCAUGUUGUUUGACCCACUCAGGAAUUUUAUGCACCCACCACCACCACCUCCAUUUUUACGGCCUUGUCCUGAUAACGAUAACGAUCCCUCUAGAAUUCCAUUAGGUUCAGUGCCACCCGGCGCCCGAUUUGAUCCCAUUGGUCCGAAUCAGCAGGACCCCCGAAGGACGUGGGAGCCCGAUCCAGACCAUCUGAAGAUGCCCUCCUUCAAUGAUAGGUCCAAUCUGUGAGGUGGUCGGUGGCCUGGUGCUGGUCAUCCGUCGUCUUAUUACACAGUACUGUGUUGAGAUUCAUCUGACAGUUCUCUCUUCUGCUACGUUGCUUUCUUUCAUUGUUUACAUAAGAUAUAUAUAUAUAUAUAUACAACAACAGCGGUGAUGUCAUCACCUAUCUUGUUUAAUUAACCUUAUAGACAUCAUUAUCGUCAUCUAAACAUUUCGCUUG